GGGUAAAAAAAAAAGUUGGAACCAAUUUCCAACAAUUAUUUUGUUUCGCACUUGUGACUAUCAAUUUUAUUUUGCGUUCUUGCUUUUUCUUCUUUUCCUCCCGUUAUUUUUUUACUGCCAUUUUAUUAUUCUAAUUUAUAUCUUAUUCUUCGUUAGUAAUUAUGCCUUUGAAAACACCAGGAAAAAAGGCGAGCGGUGGCGCUGCUGACUCUGGCGGGUCGUAUUUUGUCUACGACCUGUUCCGCACGUUUUGGACGCACGUAGUCGGCCUGUUUUUCAGAGAAGUGGCCGGGCGUAACGCGCAUUUGAUUCCAAAAACAGGCCCUGUCAUGUUUAUUGUGGCACCGCACCACAACCAGUUUAUCGACCCGGUUAUUCUGCUGAUGCACGCCGCCCGGAGAGUGUACUUUCUCGUGGCAGCGGCAUCGAUGCGUCGCAAGUUUAUUGGGUUCUACUCGCGCGGAUUCCGCGGUAUCCCAGUCGAGCGGCAGCAGGAUCUGGCCAAGCCUGGGUCGGGCAAAAUCAAGCUUGAGGACCGCUACGCCUCGCCCACGCUUAUCUCUGGCAUCAACACGCAGUUCACGCGCGAGCUCAAAGUCGGAAUGAAAAUCGCCCUCCCCAAGAGCGCUGGCCAAGCGCGCGUCGACGAGAUCCUAUCGGACACGCAGCUGCGGGUGGAUAAGGAGAUGAAGGAUUUGGCGGCGAUCGAGGCGCUGACGCACUCUGAGGGCACCGCGUACAAGGUCAUCCCGCAUGUGAACCAGGACGAGAUGUUUAACGCGGUGUAUGCCAGUUUGAACCGCGGCGAGUGUAUUGGAAUUUUCCCCGAGGGCGGGUCGCACGAUCGCACGGAGAUGCUCCCGCUGAAGGCUGGCGCCACGAUCAUGGCGCUGGGCGCCACAGCGGCGAACCCGGACCUGGGGCUGAAGAUCGUGCCCACUGGGCUCAACUACUUCCACCCGAGCAAGUUCCGCUCCCGCGCGGUGAUUGACUUUGGCCAGCCGAUCGAUGUGCCGAUGGACCUGGUAGAGAAGUACCGCAUGGGCGGCGAGGCCAAGCGCCAGGCCUGCGAUGAGCUCCUGGCCACGGUCACUGAGGGGCUGAAGCAAGUGACGCUUAACACGCCGGAUCUCGAAACCCUGCGGCUGAUCCAAGCCGGCCGCCGCCUGUACAAGCCAACACAGCACUCGCUGACGAUGGCGCAGCAGGUGGAGCUCACCCGGCGCUUCAUCAAGGGGUACAAUGUGUACCGCGACUUGCCCGAGGUCAAGGAGAUCCGCGAGCGCAUCGAUGACUAUAACACGCAGCUGCGCUACUAUGGGAUCCGCGACCACCAGGUGGACACCAUGCAGGUUGGCCGACACAUGCCGGCGCGCUGUUCCUUUGGCGGCUCCUCUGGCUGCUCAUCAUGGGCCUGCAAGCGCAAGGCGCGGGCGGCGCUGGCUGCGUCCACCGUCAAGGUGCGCGCGCGCGACGUCAUUGCCACCUGGAAAGUGCUCAUUGCCCUGGGGCUUGUCCCCCUGCUGUACACUGUGUACUCCCUGGUCGCGCUCGUGCCGGCUUUGGCAUCGGUGGUGACAUGGCGCAGCUGGUCGAUUUACCUGUGCAGCUGGGCCUUGGCGUCAUUCAUGAGCUACACUGCGCUGGUGUUUGGCGAGCAGGCGAUUGACAUUGUCAAGUCUGUGCGCCCGCUGUUUUUGACCCUGAUUUGGCUGCUGGUGGCUCAGCGGGACGAAUUGUCGAACGAUAUUACGGAGCUGGUUAAUGAGCUAGGUCCGCAUAUAUACCCAGAAUUCAGCAAGACUAGACGCCCAGUUGUUAACGAGCAGCAGCAGCAGCAGCAAGCUUUGGCGGCGAGAACCUCAGCAGAUACCUUUCAUAAAAAAAUGCGCGAGGGCGAGCAGCUUAUCAGACAGCGGGUCGGCCCUAUGGUCAAGGCUAAUGUGGAUGGACGUGUGGAAAGAAAGGAUAGUGGGAGCGGUGGAAAGACUAUGGAUCAGCUUGAUCGGAUUUCACCGCUGGAGUUUUUGAUCAGCCCGCAUGUUGCUAACAGGGAGGAGAGUGAGGAUUGCAGUGGAUGUGGUAGUGGUGUGGUGAGCGUGGGAAAACCUGUGCGGAUACUGGAAGCACCAAAGGGUCUUUAUGAUUAUUCUUAAUAAUUUUUCUUUAUAAAUACAUACAAUUGGUGAAUCAAGCGAUAUAAA
Messenger RNA from Kickxella alabastrina, 2204 nucleotides. RefSeq lists its product as uncharacterized. Gene Ontology annotation, molecular function: glycerol-3-phosphate O-acyltransferase activity; glycerone-phosphate O-acyltransferase activity. Lineage: Eukaryota; Fungi; Kickxellomycota; Kickxellomycetes; Kickxellales; Kickxellaceae. The record is from RefSeq and is a predicted model, not a curated record. Gene Ontology annotation, biological process: phospholipid biosynthetic process. The coding region runs from base 162 to 2156 and encodes 664 amino acids. Gene Ontology annotation, cellular component: endoplasmic reticulum membrane. The transcript is spliced from 8 exons.